This is a messenger RNA of Bathycoccus prasinos, 1497 nucleotides long. RefSeq lists its product with no specific name. NCBI's taxonomy places the organism in Eukaryota, Viridiplantae, Chlorophyta, Mamiellophyceae, Mamiellales, Bathycoccaceae. The transcript has a single exon. The record is from RefSeq and is a predicted model, not a curated record. Gene Ontology annotation, molecular function: small GTPase binding. Bases 1 to 1497 code for a protein of 498 amino acids. Gene Ontology annotation, cellular component: Golgi apparatus. Gene Ontology annotation, biological process: endoplasmic reticulum to Golgi vesicle-mediated transport; Golgi organization.
AUGCCGCUCGACCUCUCCCCCUCCUCCUCCGACGACGAGCGAACACUAGGCGGCGAAAAUGCGACCACGACGAGCAGCAUCGCGCAACUCAGAGCUCGGUUGGAAUUGGAAAAAGAGAGGAAACGAGAACGGAGUGGAUUGGACGCUCACGACGGAGAACGACGAGAAGAACAACAGCAGCAAAAACAAAGGCACGAGGAAGAGCGAGUGAUGCUGAAAGGUGUGAUUGGUUCGUUAUCGGAGGAGAACGCGCGGUUGAUGGAGGAGAUGAAGACGAUGAUGGCUUCUGCGUCCUCGAGUGGUGGUGGUGGUGGAAAUGCAACGAACAGGAGCGAAAACGAAAACGAACGAGGAAAACAAAUACUCCUUUUAGAGAAGCGCGCGAAAGAAUUCCAACGCCAAAAAGAGCUCGCGGAAAGAGCGCGAGGCGAAGAUUCCACGCGCUUAUCGCAAAAACUCAUGGACGCGGAGACUAUCAAAAAUCGAUUUCAAUCGCAACUCCGCGAGUGUCGCGAAGCGCUCGAAACGAAAGAGAAAGAGUUGAAGCGCUUGCGGGAACAUUUGUUGGACGUGGAAGAGGCGGAGGAUAGAGACGAGAUGUCGAUCGAAGAACGGGUGGAAGAGGAGAAGAGAAGAGUGGAAGAGAAGUUCGAGAAGGAAGUGGAGCGACUUUCGAUGCAACUGAUGGAGAAAGAAGACGGAUUGAAUAGGAAAAUAAAAGAGGUUGAAAAUUUAAAUCGAGCGUUGGGAAGUUUUUACGCCGAUCAGGAACAGAUGGACGGGAGGACGAACGAAGCGAAAGAGGCGAGGCAGAAAUUAAGAGAGACGAGUGGUAAGUUGAGAGAGACCAUGGAGCUUUUGGAGAAGAAAACGAUGGAGAUGGAAGAGUUGGAAAGGAAACGAGGGAGAGCCGAAGAAAAGUUUAAAGACGCUUCGAGAAAGUGCGCCGAGGCAACCGCGCAGUCCACAAAGUUGAGAGUCGCUUUGACGCAAGCGAUUAAAAAAAUCGCGCGGCUGUCCUCAUCAUCUGCUGGUUGUGAUGAUGGCGAGAACGAAGUGUUCAUCGACAAGUCGGUCAUCACGAAGCUUUUGGUGACGUAUUUCGAACGCAACUUUUCCGAAGAGGUGCUCGAAUUGAUGUCGAGACUGUUAAACAUGGAAGACUCGCAACGAGAAGCGAUCGUUUUAGGCGCAAGACGAGCAACUGGAGUGAUAUCUAAAGUCGCGAGGGCACCGUUAGGAAUCGCCAGAGGCGUCGGGAAAGCUUUUGGAGCGAUAUCCGGGGUUGGAUUGAGGGUUGUAGGCGCCACGGGAGAGAACGCAGAAGUUCCAGUGGCGGAUUUGUUCAUAGAUUUUUUGUUGAAAGAAGCCGAGGAAGAGCUCAAUAACAAUGACGCCUCUACAGCCGAAGAAGAAGAGAAGGAAAAUAGCACCCCGUUACCGAAAAGUCCCUCGUCGGAGAGAGGAGGAAUAUUUAGCGCCGUCGACGUGGAAUAA